Messenger RNA from Trichobilharzia szidati, 1391 nucleotides. The record is from the annotation of a GenBank genome assembly. NCBI's taxonomy places the organism in Eukaryota, Metazoa, Platyhelminthes, Trematoda, Strigeidida, Schistosomatidae.
UAUUAUUAUUGUCCGCAUUGUUAUAUACUGACAGAAUGAGUGAAUUAUUCGGAAGAUUAUCAAUAACAAGUGAUGACGACGAUCGUUUUAGACGUCAAUCCAUGAUACCAACAAAACCGCUAUUAGCUAAUACACCAGCUAUACAAAAACUUCAGUUGAAGCAUUUACCAAAUGUUGAUGCUAAACGAAUUAUAAGUCUUUUGGAUAAUUUAACAACACGUAUACUAUUAGUUUCUUCAUUCCCUCAAAUUGUGGAUAAAUUACAGGAGUAUUCAUUAAUUCUUGGACGAAAUGCAACUGUUCUUUUUGAAGCUUACAGUCCAUUAAGUAAAAUCUGCAAUGAACCAUUUAAUACUAGUACUGUUAUUACUAGACCAAAAUAUUUUGAAACAGAAACUACUGGAAAUGAUACAAAAAAAGCUGUUGGUUCACAACUAGAAGAGUUAACUCCUGGAGUAACAUCAGAAGAUCCACUGAUUACACCGAAAAGGAAUACUCAGAGAGUUAUAUCUCGUCUAUACGAUGUAACACGUUUGCUGCUUAGAGAUCUAAUGGCAAAUCCAUUAGCUGUAUCAGCUUUAAUUCGUCAUCGUGAACAAUGGGCUAUAGAACCGAGCAGUUCUUGUCGUAAAUUAGUCAAUCUUUUAGUACAUUUAAGAACAUUGACACGCAAUGAAUUACUAACAACACAAAAGGCUAAAAUUAAACGAGAUGAUUUUCUGGAUCGUUUACAUCGUAAAGAUUUAGAACAAACUAAACAAAUUGAAAUACUAACUGAAACCUAUAAUCAAUUAAAGUCUACACAACUUUCUCAGACUACUGAUAGAAUGGAUCAAAUUAAAGAAUUAAAGUCAAAAAUUCAACAAGUUCAAAAAGAAACACAAGAUCGAUUAGCAGGGUUCAAACAAGAUUAUAAUAUGUCACAAUGGACGGCUUACAAAAAACAUCAAGAAUCAGUUCAAACAUUAAAAAUGUUUUUGGAAGACGCUAAAAAUCAAUUGAAUGAAUUGACGAAAAAAUCUGUUCAACAUGAGCAUAAAUUACGUUCAGAAAAGUGGAAAAUUGAAGAUGUUAUUUAUUCGGGAAUAUUUAAAAAGGACACAGAUCUUUUUGAAAUGCAAGUUCAGUAUGACGAAUACUUUGAAGAAAAUGAAGUAGAACGUCUAGCUUGUCAGCAGUUGAGAGCCAAAGUUGAGCCGUUAAAAGCACUAGCUGAUGUUGUCUUAGAAGAAAGACGCUUGGAAGCUGAAAAGAAAGCUGCUGAAAUUGCUGAAAAGGAGAACAGGCGUAAAGCAGCUACUACAAUUCAAAGUUUAUGGCGUUCAUGGAAAGCACGUAAAACUAUUAAAGCUCAACGUAAAAAGAAAGGAAACAAAUAUGCAUUUAUAUAA